Molecule: messenger RNA, 3924 nt
Organism: Conger conger (European conger)
Lineage: Eukaryota; Metazoa; Chordata; Actinopteri; Anguilliformes; Congridae
Exons: 5
Coding region: 128-1417 (429 amino acids)
Biological process (GO): T cell costimulation; immune response; cell surface receptor signaling pathway
Cellular component (GO): external side of plasma membrane
Source: RefSeq, a predicted model, not a curated record
GCACAUCUAAACGAAAGUAAAAUACUACAUUUACAACUCCUUCAGUAGCAUACACUACCCCGGGGAAGAAAAACUCAUCUUUUAAGGAGUUAACAUUUCACGCAGUUAUAGAUGCCAGCCGUGUGUGAUGGCUGUCGGUGUCAUUUCCUUCAUUCUCGUCUUGUUGCUCGUCAUUCCAUCAGUCUCUCCUCCAGUGCUCUCAGCUACAGAGUCAUCCCUUUCCAUUGUUAAAGGGAGGUUUGGAGACUCUGUCACUCUCCCCUGUGAUGGCUCUGCACGCCAUCUCCCUGACGAUCAGCUGGACGUCCUGUGGAAGACUGACCAGAACACAGUGGCUCACUACUCUGGUGGGAAACUUGUUGUUGUAGGCUCUCACUUCAGUGGUAGAGUUACGUUCCCCAAAGAGAGGAUUCUGCGUCGAGACUUCUCCAUCGAUAUCGGCUCCAUUAAGUCCAGCGAUGAGGACAAAUACGAGUGCGUGGUGAAUAAUGUUUAUCUCAAGGAUGUGCAACUCAAAGUUUUACCACCCCACUUUUCUAGGCCUCUCUCUGUUGCUGUUAACGACUCGGUGACUUUGCCCUGCUAUGGUGGUGUUAACAAAUAUGAGCCUGACAAACUCUUUGUUAAGUGGGAAAGAGGAGGUGACCCGGUGCUGAAGAUCAACUCAGAGGGGCUCACCUAUGGCCCAAAGUACGAGGGAAGGGCCUUUGUGUCUCCUGACUGGAAAGAUGGCAACUUUUCUUUGUUCUUGAGCGUUACGGGUCUGUGUGACUCAGGAGUUUAUCAGUGCAACACCGACCAGAAGCACAAUGUAACUUCAGUCCUUCUGGACCUUAAAGAUUAUGAACACUUCAAAUCAGUCAGUCUCAGCCUUGGGGAGCCUUUCUCCCUCAGUCUACCUGAAGAACCAGUGAAUGUGAUCUUCUCUAAGGGUGGAACAUUCCCCAAAGUGUCACUGUGUUCCAUGGACACGGAGCUUAGAUGUGAACCAAAGUACAAGAACAGGAUGGAAUGGAAGAGCAACACUCUCACGAUGCUGAAUGUGACAUCAGACGAUGUGGGAACUUACACAGUGAUCUUCUCAGAGAACUGUGUGAUCAGCCGUGCAUACAAAGUCAACAUAAUACCUUCAGUUAAUAGUCAAGCAUAUGUAUUCAACUUAAAAUCUGCUUUAUUAAUAUGUCUUCCCAUUUUAAUUUUACUAGCAGCAGGAGUGGUAGGAGUAUAUAUAAGGAAAAGAAAGCAAACAAUCUACAUUUGUGGCUCUUUCCUGAGCUGCUGGCAGAGGAACAAAGAUGACUCACCACCGCAAGAGAAGAACCCAGAAUCAGCCAGGACAUCAGAUGCUACAGGACAAAAACAGUCUCCGGAGUCAAUUCAACUGCUAAAGAGAGCUGAACAGGAGCAGUGUAACUAGUAACCACCUACUUCCCCUCUUCACCUCUGACGCAACUUAAAGGGACACCUCCUGCCUUUAUGAAAAUGGAGGACCUGCUAUUUCAUGUGCCAGCCUUAAAUCCAAAGUGUGAAAAUACUUCAGAUUCUGCACCAAUAAAACGUGCCGGAAAUCUCGACAAAACCGCUGCAGUAUACAAGAUGUGCAGCCUCACCGUUUAGUACAUGUAGUAGAGGCAGAAACACUGGGGGUUUUCAAGACCAGGCUAGAUAUGGUGUUAGAUUCUAUUUAGCUUUUAGGCAAUCUAUGCUGUAGGUAUGCUGAGGGGUAGGAAAAGGCAAGCCCUGCUGGGCUGAAUGGCCGGUUCUCGCCAUGCCCUUAUGUUAUGUUAAGUCAUGUUAUGUGGUGACAUUGGCUGAGGCGGUACGAGCAGUUGUGUGGCAAUCAGAGGGUUGCUACCCUGAGUGCGUUGAAGUGUCCCUGAGCAAUAUACCUAACCCCUAAAUGCUCCUGAGGAGCUGGUUGGUGCCUUGCGUGGCAGCCAAUUGCCGUUGGUGUGUGAAUGUGGGUAUGAAAGGGUGAAUGAGAAGCAUCAAUUGUACUGCGCUUUGGAUAAAGGUGCAAUAUAAAUGCCAAGCAUGUAUCAUUUCGCAUGUUGUGCUAUGAAAUACAUGGACGGUACAUUCAACCUUGGUACACAUUUACAAAGCUGGUAGCGUUAGCAUAGUGGCUGAGGUACAUUAAUGGGACCUGGAAGGUUAGUGUUUCAAGCCCUGUUGUAGCCAUGAUAACACUAGCACAGUUGUCGGGCCCUUGAGCAAGGCCCUUAACCCCCGCAUUGCUUUGAGUCUAAUCAACUGUAUGUCACUUUGGGUAAAAGCAUCAGCUAAAUAACUAAUAUAAUGUACUUCCAAAGAUCACUCGCCCACAAUUCUCUAUAACUCUACAAUAGCAAGAAGGUUCCGGGAUCCCCCACAGUCCAACAUGCAGGAUAGGUUCAUUGGAGAGUCUAAAUUGCCCCGAGGUAUGAGUGAUGUGUAAGUGAAUAUAGUGAGCACCCUGGCAACCUGUCCAGAGUGUAUUCCUGCCACUCUCCCAGAGAGGAAAAGGGCCCUUAAAACAUUGCUGAAAAGGCCAGUUUCAGACAGUCGAUAGGUUGAGGAUGACGGUCGUUUCAGUAGACAGCACUUCAGUGACUUCAAAGUUAUGGAGUCUCUAUCCAGUGCAGAGUGAGUAGCCUUAACUCCAGAUGGGUGAACGACUUGUUCCCCAGAAUUGUUUAUCACAAUGUUUGUGUCUUAAAAGUCACGUUUUACAGACGAGAGUAUUUAAUGAGACACACACAGGGAAGAACAUUGGUGCUUUGUUGCAAGAUUUCUGUGUAGAUAUCAUAGUCUGUAGAAAAACAUGGACCAAGUGCCUGUAUGGACCAAAAUAUGGACCAAGUGCCUGUAUGGACCAAUAUAUGGACCAAGUGCCUGUAUGGACCAAAAUAUGGACCAAGUGCCUCUAUGGACCAAAAUAUGGACCAAAAUAUGGACCAAGUGCCAUCACCCACUGACUAACCAUGGCCUUCUGAAAAGUGCAGAGCUCCACUCUGUGUGUGAGAGAGUUACGUAAUCUGUCCCUGAUCCCUAUUGGGGCCAAAUUCAUUUCAGCCUGUCAUAAGCUGAGGGACAGUGAGUGACCACCCACAAUAAAAACGUGUACAUACUUAUUGUUUAUAAUCUUUUGGUUGUUGUUAUUAUUGUUGUUAUAUGUGGUUAAAUGUACCAUAAUAAUGAGUAUUUUCUUAUUAUUGUAUUAAUACUAUUUAUAUGUAUGCUUUGUACAUAUGAAUUGUAUUUCAUGCGGUUAAAGCAUGAAAGAGAGAGGUUUUAAUGCCAUUGUUAUGUGUAUUUGAAUGUCGCAAAUGUGUACUAUAUUGACGUGUACAAACCUUGAUGUGUACUAUAUUGUACUUUGCUUUGGAUAAAAGCGUCUGUAAAAUAAUAUUUAAGGUAAUGUAAAUGAGGCAGUGUGAUGGUGUGGGGCGGCAUCUCCAUUACUGGAAAAAUGAGGCUUGUCAUUAUCUUAUUUAUUUCAUCUCAGCAAUCUUAAUGCAGAGAGAUAUCGAGAUGAGAUUCUGCAACCAGUGGCAGUCCCAUAUCUCCACAGUCUGGGACCGAACUCCAUCCUCCAAGAUGACAACGCUUGCCCCCACAGAGCGGGGUUUAUCAGAGACUACCUCCAGAAUUCGGGAGUAGAGAGAAUGGAGGACCUGCAAACAGUCCUGACCUCAACCCAAUUGAACACUUCUGGGAUCAGCUGGGGCGUGCUGUUCGUGCUAGAGUGACCAACACACCCAUGUUUCCUUACUUGCGACAAAUCCUGGUUGAGGAGUGGUAUACCAUCCCACAGCAGUGUGGGACCAGGCUGGUGACCAGCAUGAGGAGGAGGUGCCAGGCUGUUGUGGCUGUGUAUGGUUCUUCCACACGCUACUGAGGCUCCUGACUGUUUGUUCAAUGAAUAAAUUGUAAAAUUGCCAA